Messenger RNA from Aplysia californica (California sea hare), 2890 nucleotides. RefSeq lists its product as uncharacterized. The record is from RefSeq and is a predicted model, not a curated record. NCBI's taxonomy places the organism in Eukaryota, Metazoa, Mollusca, Gastropoda, Aplysiida, Aplysiidae. Gene Ontology annotation, biological process: protein targeting to vacuole; protein retention in Golgi apparatus. Gene Ontology annotation, cellular component: extrinsic component of membrane.
GGUCUGCGCUCUUACUCCCCUCACCACGCGGCUGGGCAGAGACUCCUGCUGAGCGUGAUGAAGGGUGAGCUGGGCCGCUCAGACAUGUACUGGGCACAUGCGCCCGUGAGUCGUGAGGAGAAGGCAAAUGUGGUGCUCAUCACUGACAAGCACAUCCUUGUGUUGGAAAAGUGCCGUCUGUGGGGCGGCUGGGACGUGGACUGGAAGGUGACAGUGGAGAGCCUACUGGGCGUGCCAGCCAUCGUGGAAGGGAACAAACUCAUCUUCAAGAUCAAAGAGGAUGAGUCCAGUCUGAACCUGUUCUCCAGCGGAGAGCGAGAGAUCCAGAGCACAGAGACAGACAUCUUGGAGUGGCUGCAGAGACAGGUGGAGCGCGUCAUCAAGUACACAGAGCAGUAACACGUGCGUGUAGAGCAGUAACAUGUGCGUGUAGAGCAGUAACAUGCACUUGCAUAGCGCAGGAGGACUGACGUAUUUUUACUGUACUGCGUCAUUCUUGGAUUGAUUCAUUGUGUUGCGGGGAAAUGAGUGUGUAGUGCAUUGGUGCAUUGAUGGGGUGUGUGUAGUGGGUUGGUGCGUUGGUUCUCUUUGUUAUGGGGAAAUAAAUGUGUGGUGUGUUAGUGCGCUCUGCUGCGCAUUGAUUCACUGUGUUAUGAGGCUAUGACUGUGAAGUGUGUCGUCAGUUCUCUAUAUAGUGUGCUGAUGGGCUCUUCCGAGCAUUGAGUCAUUGUGUUAUGGGAAAAUACAUGUGUAGUGUGUUAUGGGGAUAAGACUGCGAGGUGUGUCAUCAGUACUCUGUGCAGUGUGCUUCUCUUUGUUAUGAGAAAAUACAUGUGUAGUGUGUUGAUGCACACUGCUGCUCAUUGAUUCAUUUUGUUAUGGGAAAAUGAGACUGUUGUGUAGUAUGUCAGAAAGCUGUAUAGUGUGUAGGUUAAUGGACUGCGUAAUGUGUUGGUGCGUUGUGCCUCGUGUUGGUUCACAGAGUUGUGUGUUCUGUUACAGUAUCGUGCAGUGUGAGAAUACUCCGUGUAGUUAGUUGAUGGGUUGUGUUCCUCAUCACUGCUGACGUUAUACGACUCAAAACUUGUUACACAUCCAACCCUUCAAAACUUUUGUUUUGUUUGAUGAUACUACACAAGAGCCCUCCCCCCACCCCCGAAUGUCUCCUGUUUUUUUCCCCCUGACCCUGAUAUCUCGCAGUCCAUGUGAAAGGUGAAAAAAAAUGUGUUUUGUUCUCGUCUUGGGAAGGCAGAAGUAGAUUGAACAUCUGUGUCAUGGUGUAUGUGUCUCAUAAUACAAUUUUUCUCUGUGUUGAGAAUUAAGUUGGGACAUUUUGUUUUUCUCUUCACCAAAAAGGAAAACAUUUUUUUUUUAUUUGGAGAAAGCAAGUUUUUAUCUACUUACUAUUAAUUAAAGUAAAGUAUAGGAUGUUGACAGUGAUUAUUUUGUUGAUAUUGCAGUCAGAAAGCACAAAUAUGUAUACAGACAGGGCUGCAUGAAAUGAAAUUCAUGAUGUCCUUCACCAUCAGUCCAUUCCCCUGUGCAGUAAUAGUCAGCAACGUUUGAAGACUUCUGCUCUCAUUCACCUCACCUGACUCUAAGCUGACAGUUUAUGAUCCAAGAACAUCUCGAUUGACAACAGCAACACCAACUGUUGGUCUGGACACUUUUGAUGCCUCUAUAACUGCCUGACCCAGCCAAUGAUUUUUCUGUGAUGAUCAAUAGUCAGUUAAAUAGAAGGUUGUCAAGCAGUCUUUGACAGAGUCUUGUGUUCAGGGCUAUAACCCAAACCAUUUAACCAUUAUGAUGAGAGUAGUCAGAUGUUUUGGUGUCAGGAGCUCAGAGUUCAGGAGUUCAGAGUUCAAGAGACCAGGAUUUACAGUGUCGACUUUAUCCCCUCCUGUACUUUGUCUCUGGUCUGCAUCAUAAUUGAUGAUCUAUUAUGAACAUCUCAGACCACUUUUUUAGGGGAAAUUCCCGAUUUUUUAAAGAAGUUGUCUUCAGAAUUUGCAUAUUUUUUGUGAGUUUUUUGUGAGAGUUCUCAGAACGGAUGACAUUUCAUAUGAGAGAAUUAGAUCUACACGACUUCUUUUGUUUGUUCUCUGAAGUUUCUUCUCUCCAAACUCAAUGUGACCCCCGUCUAUGGAAUUGGAUUUUUCCUUUGGUUGUGUAGAUUUUCUUGUGUAUUAUGAAGUUGACGACAAGUUUGAUCAAGUGAAAAAUCAGAAAUACCUCAUUCUGUUUACUUCCAUACACGUUUAUUAUCACUCAAGAGUUUUCAUUUUUUUGUUGUGAGCGCAAAUUUUGUGAAAUAUGUUUUUUUCUUCUGCCAUAGUUUCAAUACAGACCAGUGAUUCCUGUAGUAUGUCUCACAUUUAUGUAGCAGCGUCAAGUGUAUGUGGAUGUACGUGUGUCGAGCACUUUAACUGCUUGAAUAAACACUUGUAAAUGGUCAUGAUAUACCAUAUAUAUAUAUAUGCUACUUCCCGACAAAAAUUCUAAUUACUUCUUUUUUUAAUCAUGUUGACUAAUUGUUGUGAAGUGAGCUGAGUCAUCAUUAUAUUUUGUUUACUUAAACCCUCAUGUGACUCUACAAUUUAAUGUAUUUGACUAAGAAAAUUUGUAUCUUUUUAGUCUUUGAUACUUCCUUGAAAAAGUAUUCAAACCUUUUGGGUUGCUCAAUUUAUUUACAGUUUGUGAAAGUCUUUUUUUAAAUUUUCCCUACCAUAAAAAGGUAUUAGUUCCAGUGUUCAAAUUGUGAAGGACUAAUUUAAGUCUUUUUCACUUAGUCAUUUUCCUCACUUUCAAAUUUGAUUGUUAUUUUGUUGCCAUUUUGGUUUUCACAUGUUUUUGUGGUUUUUCUGUACCAAAGAAUUUGAAACCUAAGUCA